Messenger RNA from Owenia fusiformis, 711 nucleotides. The record is from the annotation of a GenBank genome assembly. NCBI's taxonomy places the organism in Eukaryota, Metazoa, Annelida, Polychaeta, Sabellida, Oweniidae.
AGAUGAUGCGACAUACAUGAACAUUUGUGCAAGGAUUUCUUGGACUGAUUCUACCUUGUGUUACCCUUGGGGUGUAAUGUAUUUAGUACUUUCUUCUGAUCAAGUUUCUUGACAAUUGGAUGAUGACACAUUUUGUAAUUUUUUACUAACUAUUGCAAAUAAGCUGCAAUUUGUGCAGCACUAUUUCGUGUAGAUAUUGUUCUAGCAUUAUCGUGAUUAUUUUCUACUGUAUAGAGAAACUGUAUUGUAAUUAUUAUGUUCGUUGCUCCGAUUAAUUUUCGGGAAUAAAAGAAACAAUUUCCUAAUUUUGAUGAUAAUUUCUGUUAUUUGGGACUCCGACAAAAACAUGAGAGAAGUAGAUGAGAACAUCAUUUUUCUUUUGAAAGGUUGUUCUUGCAAGAAAGAGCCAUUUUGUUCAAGGAGCUGUGGAUGCAAAAACAGACCAGGUGGGUGUGGACCUACUUGCCUCUGCAAGGGUGGUUUCAACUGUAAAAACCCAGUCAAUCUAAAGAAAAUAAAGGAAGCCAGUGAAAAAAUUAAUGAAUCCCCUCAAAAUAAUGACGAAAAUUCUAUAGAUCAUGAAAAUAGUGAACUCAACGAUAUUCUUUCUAUAGAUGAUUUUGGGUUCAAUACAGACGACGAUUCAUCAUCAGAUGAUGAAAAUGAUUUUAAUGAUAUCCUUUAAUGCACUUUAACAGUUAAAUGUCCUUG